Talaromyces marneffei is the source of this 4251-nucleotide messenger RNA. RefSeq lists its product as uncharacterized. Gene Ontology annotation, biological process: regulation of ARF protein signal transduction. The transcript has 3 exons. The record is from RefSeq and is a predicted model, not a curated record. Gene Ontology annotation, molecular function: guanyl-nucleotide exchange factor activity. Lineage: Eukaryota; Fungi; Ascomycota; Eurotiomycetes; Eurotiales; Trichocomaceae. The coding region runs from base 1 to 4251 and encodes 1416 amino acids.
AUGCAUCGCAUCCGAGCCAGGCUCGCCUCUUCGGAUGGAAAUGACAAUAAACGGUACAGCUUAAUCUUUGGUCCUCAUGCGCGUCGCAGUGAACAUGUUUCCCGUCCUUCACCGUCGUCUUCUCAAUUAGAUCGGCGUGUAUCCGACUCCGGUCCCCGUCCCAAUGUGGAUGAAGGCACAGUAGUGGACGACGAGAAAAUAGAAAGACCGAAUGUAUACGAGCGUGAUAAUUCAAACCAUGCAAGUGGUACGACCGGCUUUCCCGUGGCUAGCACGUCCGAGAAUAGCGCAUCCAUGAAAAGGAACAGAUUCAGCAUGUUACGCUUUCGUCAUGCCUCGGAUCCUCAGCUGUCUGCCACAUACUCUCAGAGUGAGAGAGAUGUACCGCCAAUGCCCCAUGUUCCUCCACCGCCGACAAUUAUAACAACGGCGCCGACUAGCUCCAACUUGGAAAAAUCUGCACGCAAAAGCCGGCUUCGAAAUCCGCUCUCCAGAAAGACAUCGCGAGAAGUUAUGACUAUGGGCAAUGGCAGCGGGCCUGGUCUUGCAAAAGUACCAUUUUCCCAAACAUUAGGCAGUCACUCCCGGCUUAGCCACGAAGAACCCGGCCGGCUUUCUACUUCUACAUACCAAAGCGGAACUACGAACAAUCCGUCUGAGCAAGAUAUGCGUUUCUCUGAAUCGUCUCGGUCUGAUCAGGGUUCAAUUGACAGGAAUCCCGUGAAGGGCGAUGCACCGCAUCCUACCAAAAAACUACAUAUCCCACGCCUUAUGAAAAGUCGCGUGAAUAUCUUCCCGCUUCCUGUCAAGCUUCCUCCGCCAGGUGCUGGUAAUUCACAUAGUGGUCGUACUUCUCCUAUUUCGAAUGGCGGCAAUAGUGAGAGGACUUCAAUGGACCCAACUACCCCAGACGGAGACCAGAUAUCACCAUUACCAUCUCCUACACAAUCAUCCGUGAAACUGGCGUCUCCAAAGGCUGCCAAUCCAAACACCCUCUUACGCAAGGACUCUACAACCUCUGCCCGUUCGGGACACUCGACGUCGUCGGCCAAGGCUCGCUUGGGAAGACGUGGACGGUCGUCAACCCUGAACUCGUUCAUUGAGGCCUCUCGUAAUGGAGAUGAUCCCAACAACUCUUCAUCUAAUCUACCUUCAGGUCGGAACUCGAUUUCUACAAAUGGGCGGAAGAGUUUUGGCGACCUAUUUGGUUUGAGCAACAGAUUACGCCAAAACUCAGAGUUCUCCAGCAACCGAGACGGUCAUACUAGUCCCCGUGCUCCUGGUACUCCAACUUCAGUCACCAAAGAUGGCUCUGCAUCAGCCUCCCGGACUGCAGUUAUAGCUCCAGACCGAGAAGAAGAUGACACUUCUGCAACCUAUCUUACCAAACUUCAAGAGUCGGUCCCGAAAGGAUCAAUUGGCACAAUACUGUCCAAAUACGACGACGACUUCUACAAAGUUGCGCUACGAAAAUUUAUGCGAACUUUUGCUUUCUUUGGUGAACCCAUCGACAUGGCGAUUCGUAAACUGCUGAUGGAAGCGGAAUUGCCAAAGGAAACUCAGCAGAUUGAUAGGUUUUUGCAAAGCUUUGCGGAUCGUUACUACGAGUGCAACCCUGGCGUUUUUGCUACCACAGAUCAAACAUACUUCAUAGCGUUUUCCAUUCUGAUCCUACAUACGGACGUGUUUAACAAAAACAACAAACGAAAGAUGCAGAAACAGGACUACGUGAGAAAUUCUCGCAUCGAUGGAGUUUCCGAAGAGAUUCUUGAAUGCUUCUACGAAAACAUCUCCUAUACUCCAUUUAUUCACGUCGAAGACGAAUUAAAUCUCAGUGUGCGACAGAUCCCAAAGCGAAAAGGUCUUCUCAAGGUGGCAAGCUCUGACCACCUGGCAAGGACUUCAAGUCAACCUGUUGACCCAUAUGCUGUUAUAUUAGAUGGAAAAUUGGAUACACUACGCCCUGGCCUGAAGGAGGUAAUGAAUAUCGACGAUCCUUACAGCUUCCCAGAUUCAGAAGGGUUUAAAGAUAUCGAAUCUUUACAUCAAGCUUUCUCCAGAUCCGCUAUUCUACAGAUUGUUUCGGCUCGAUCUCGACCAGAUGCAUUUAUGACUUCAACAAAUAUGGAAGACAUGGCCGAUUCACAUCCUGGCUUGGUUGAUAUCAAGGUCGUGAAGGUGGGCCUCCUAUGGCGGAAAGAUCCAAGAAAGAAGAGGGCUCGUUCUCCAUGGCAAGAAUGGGGUGCACUUUUGACUUCGUCUCAGCUAUACUUCUUCCGUGACCUGUACUGGACAAAAUCUCUCAUGUCGCAGUAUGAGAAUCAACGCAAACGGGGUUCGCGCAUGCCAGUGGUUUUCACACCUCCUGUCACAGAUUUCAAGCCGGACACUAUCAUGUCAACUUCAGAUGCAGUUGGGUUGAUCGACUCAAGCUAUAAGAAACAUAAACAUGCAUUUCUUUUGGUUCGCCACAACGGGCUGGAAGAGGUGUUCCUUGCCAACUCCGAUGCCGACAUGAAUGACUGGUUGACAAAAUUGAAUUAUGCAGCAACAUUCAGAACUACCGGUAUACCUCUAAAAGCCACCGUUGGAGCUCGAUAUGAAGGCCAAAAACAUCAGAAUAUGGCUCGUAUGGACUCCACUCGUUCCAUAUCGUCACAAAUGCAAAGUGAUGGAAGUGCUCCUGAGACCAAGGACUACGUUGAUGUACGUCUCGCCGAGGAGAUGUCUGCUGCACGUGAACAAUUGAUGUCUCGAAGGAUUGCCGAGCAAGAUGAGAAGUUGAUGGGCUAUCAGAACCAACUCGAUGAUCUUCUCAGAAAUGCUAGACAUCUGCAACUGUUGACUCCUGUCAAUACGAGGGCGCGAGAAAAUGUCAUUCUGGCCGCUGGACGUAUGGCUGCCAAACUCCGAUGGGUGCGAUUGGAUAUGUGGCGAACCAAAUGCUACAAUCAUUUCCUGUCCUUGGAUCUUGGUAUAGAUCAAAAGUCGCUUCCUGAUACACAGAAACGAUCCUCAUUCACAACUGUCAAGCUGGCAUCCUCCGGGCCAAAUACAUCACUAGCGAGACUCAAUUCUACACACUCUCUGCUUACGGCUCCUUCAAUAAGCGAAACGACUUCUGCAGAACCUGCGUCUCCAAUGUUACCGGAGAGUACACUCAUUUCAAACGAGUUCUUAUCACCUAUUAACACGGACGGUUAUCGUCUGAACGCCCCCUCAAUCACUUCCUCGGAAGCAUUUGACGAGAAGCAUCAAGCUGUUUCGCCCAUGUCUGAGAUUCCAAACCCCGGUGUCGGUGAUGGUGCUGGGUCGCUGAAUAGAGAACCGUCGGUUUUGAGCUCCGGCGGUAGAAGUGAAGGACCCGGUUCAAGCAUCCUCAGCUGGACAGCCCCAAUGAGUACAACACACGUCGACAACAGCGAAGAGCGAGUCCUCCGUGAAGCUGGUAUUCUCGGAGUUGACGGACCAACACACUCACCUAAGCUUGGAAAUGACGCUGAGAUACCUGAGAAACAUAUUGACGAAAAGUCCGACUCUAAUACAGGAGAUAAUCGUCUCAGCAGUCACCGCCGUAGUUUGCAGCGAACUUUGAGAGAUUCACACCAUAAACCAAGUCAUCAACGCAGCAAGAAAGGUAGAGACUCUGCCUCUAGUAUUCCCCUUGUGGAUGGCCCUGCGGGUGGUGAAGGCGAGGGAUUAUCCAGGAAAGAUGCCAACUUCACCUUGCACGGAAAGAAGGCUUCUGUCAUAACAUUUGGAUCCGAGUGGCAAAACAUUUCCGCAGAGGAGAGAUUGAAGCUGCGCAAGCCUGCGGCAUCUGAGGAGGCUAGGGCGUCUGACAUAAACUUGAUCCGUGAUCUUCGUGGUUCAAUCAGUUCUGCAUCGGUUCAUAGUGGUCGGCCACAGUCAAUUCGCAGUGCUAGCACGGCGACUGCACGAAGUUCUCGUUUUGUUGAUAGCAUAUCAGUCAACAACGGCAUUCCGGAAGUUCCAUCAUUGGAUGUGCUUUUGAAAGAAGAGGAGGAAGAAGAAAAGCAACCUCAACAAGAGGUAGCUCCUUCUGAUAACAUCAAAGACGCUGAAACAUCUGAACCGGCAAAUGCAGUAACAAUAUCGACGGCUCCAGGUGCCACAAAUGAAAUUUCUACCCAGAACCUUGCAAGCCACGAACGUGGAGAGUUGGUGGACCCAAUCUCCGGCCAAGAACAACCAAGACUUAACUCUCAUGAACAAGCCGUUGGCGCAUGA